GUGAGUGGUAGAUUUCAACACAGAGAGGAGAGCUACUUUUGUCUCUUGACUAUGGAGAUAUGGUAGAGAAGAAGAACAUCUUUUGAUCCACAUGUGUCCAGAUCCUUAAUAACUGGAACAGCCUUAAUGAACCAUUUUCAUCUGGAGAUCAAAAAGGAAGAGCGUCCAGACAUAACGGAGAGAAGGUGAGCCGUGACCAUGGAGGCUCUACUGGGCUCUCUCCUCACCAAAGCUGGCCAGCUGCCUUUGUUGCUUCUGACUCUGUUCACAUCGUGGACAGUCCUGUGUUCAGCAGAUUUAAAGCCAGCAAGAUGGCCAUUAUACUCCCAGAAGCCUGUUCUUCUCGCCUGGAAUGCCCCAACACAAGAGUGUGCCCCGCGACAUCGUGUAACUUUAUAUCUAGACCAGUUUGACAUUGUGGCAACCCCCAAUGAAGGCUUUGUCCGGCAGAAUCUCACAAUUUUCUAUAAGGAGCGCCUUGGGUUGUAUCCCUAUUAUGAGCAUGAUGGGACUGCAGUGAAUGGGGGCCUUCCACAGCUUGCCAGCCUCUCUCUGCACUAUGAAAAGAUGCCUGAAGGUUUGCAAAAAUAUAUACGUGAGCCUGAGGCGAAAGGUUUGGCUGUUAUUGACUGGGAGGAGUGGCGUCCAUUGUGGAUCAGAAAUUGGAAAGAAAAGGACAUCUAUCGCAGUAAAUCCCGGGAAAUGGUGGCCAAAAAGAACCCUCAAUGGACCUCAGAACAAGUAGGAAAAGUCGCAGAGCAAGAAUUUGAGCUGUCAGCUCGCAAAUUCAUGCUGGAGACUCUGAAACUUGCCAAGAAUUUGAGGCCUAAUCAGCUGUGGGGCUUCUACCUGUUUCCAGAUUGUUACAACCAUGACUACAAGAGUGGCCUGCAGAACUACACCGGCCACUGUCCUGCUUUGGAGAAAGCCCGCAAUGAUCAACUCAACUGGUUGUGGAUGGAGUGCACUGCAUUCUUCCCAUCUAUAUACAUGGAUUCUGUACUAGCAUCUACACAUCCUGGGCGCCUCUUUGUACGAAACAGGGUAAAGGAGGCGAUGCGCCUGGCUUCUGUUGGAGGUGGAUUAGCGCGUCCUGUUUUUGUUUAUACCCGUCCCACUUACAUGAGUCAGAUGACCCCCCUAACUGAGACAGAUCUGGUCUCCACCAUUGGUGAGAGUGUUGCACUCGGAGCUGCAGGUGUAAUCUUCUGGGGAGACACCUCCUAUGCAAGCAGCAGUGCCAGCUGCUCCAAAAUAAAUGAGUAUCUCAAGGGACCGCUGGGCCGAUACCUACUCAAUGUUUCUACAGCUGCAGAGGAGUGCAGUCAGCUGGUGUGUAAAUCUCACGGCCGCUGUCUGCGCAAAAUAUCAGACAAUGAUGUGUACCUGCAUCUCAGCCCCUCAACGCACAGCAUCACCAGUCAGGGUGGCCAGCUGAAGGUUACAGGCGCUCCUGGCCAAGCCGAGCUGGCUUUUUUCCGCACACACUUCCAGUGUCAAUGCUACAGUGGGUACAGGGGUGAGGCCUGUGCUCAGAAAGAAAACGGGCAGAAUAGAGCCACCUCUGUCUUCGGGACUUGGCCUCUUUGCUUUUUACUCCCACUAGCACUCCUCACUCUGCUACACUAAGGAAACUGAGAAGUGCAAACUAUUCAUUGCUUCUGCCAACCAUAAAAAGACAGUUGCACAUAAAGGUGGUCAGUUUCUGUGCACCAGUGAUACUGGUGCAUUGUCAACAGCAGACAAGUCAGUCCUGUCACCAGAGAUCUCCCAGUAUGAGAGUCGAUUUUUUAUCCCAGCACGCAGACCCAUCUGACAGGAAUAUUUGUCUCUGACAAGCUGCAUUGGCAGAGCUCCAACCUCAAGACCGCCUCCUGGAACUAAUGUCUGUCCAUAAAUAUUGCAGAUGGUCAUUAACUUAUAUCUAAUUAGGUCUAAUCUUGAGGAGAUGAGGAGACACUGUGUACCAUCAUUUCAUAAUCAGUGCGAUGUUAAUUGUGGGACUGUACCCACAGAGGAUAUCAUGCCUUAAGAAAAGACUGGUUAACGGUGUUAAAGUUUUUUUUAAUUUUUUUUUUUUUAAUGAUUGACCAAAAACCGUAGAAGAAAGGUACAUGUGACACCCAGUGACAUACAGUAUUGGUAUACUGUUGGUGCAUGGCAACUUGAGGUUUUCUGCGUUUGCACAUUGCUGCACAUUUCAGCAUCAUAGUUUGUAUCUGUUGAUAGAUCAAGCAGUUAUGUGUUAUGCCAUGUAGCUUCAUGAAGGAAAUAUAGUGCAUUAAGAUGAUAAAUUAGGGAAAAAUGAAUUAUCUAUCUAUGGCAUAUAGAAACAACAUGGCUGGACCUGCCUGUUUCAGUUCAAUACUGUGCCUUAACUGGGCUAUGAAGUGCUCUUUCUUUAAUGGUUGCCUUUGUUCACAAGUCGUGGUUAUUGACGUGUUCAUCUCAGCCCACUGCUGGCCACAGUGCUUUAUAGUGAUAUUAAUUCCAAAUGCCUUUUUUUAUUAUUAUUGACAAAGUGACAUUCUUAUUAAAAAAGGAAAGGAUGAGAUAAAUGCUACUCUUAGUUUGCAGAUGUUGUCUUCCGUUUCACAUGGAUAUCACUGUGAACACGAGUUAUGAUUUUCAUGUCAAAAAAGAAAAAUUUCAACAUCCAGGUUUCUGUUAAUUAAAUAAGGAUGAUCAAAUUCUAGCAGUAUAAAUCUACCCAUACACAGUUAGAGUCCAGCUGAGUCCAUCAUGGCCGGCCGAAGUUUGUCUGUCGGCUGAUCAUAAACAAAUGUUUGUACAGAAAUGCCAAAACUAUCUUUUCAAUUAUGUAAUGUUAUGCAGAUUACAUGUCUUGGCCACAGUUCUUAAUAACCAAAUGUAAGAGAUACUUUUGAAAAUGUUUGAGUUUAUGUAAAAAUAUUAGGCUAAUUUUUGCCUUUUUAUUUUUUACAGGAUAUCUAUGUCAGCUCCAGCACACAGUUAUCAGUUUAGAUUUUUUAAGAGUGUAGUUUGACUUGUUUGCACAGCAUUUUGUGUCAGGGCUCCUGCCACUGACGCUUUGUUUAUAGCAACUACUGUAGCUUCAUAAUAUUUUAUUGCCAAGUAAAUGUAUUUUCUAGACUGAAGCUAGCUGAGCAGUUUCAUAUUUAUACAGUACGUUCUGUAUUUAUUCUCUCAGCCUUUGGUCCAAAUAAUACUUGGCCACCUAAACUGAGUUAUGAUAAUAGUCAGCAAGUGGUAGUUUGUGCUGUUUUUACAGACUGAAUUACAAAAGUGGUAUUGCAAUAGAACAAUUUAUGUAUGCUAAAAACGUUUUAAAAUGCUGCACUUUAACAACUCUCUCACUGAGGUGGAUGUAGCUUCAUUUCAUGUCGAUACUUUCACGAGGUGAACGCCUGUAAGACAUACUGUCAGAGCAUUACAGGAUACAAUUGUGUGUUUUUCCAUCUAAUGUGUCAUUUUAGAAAUAUAUUCCACUGUGAAUCUUGUCUGAAAGGAAAUGAAUGCUUUUAUGAUUCUUAUACCUGCCUUGGCAUUGUGAAAAUAAUCAGAUCUAAUCUAAUCUUUAAAUAUGAUGUUAUUAGUGGGCCUGACAAAGUUACACUUGAAUGAUUUGGUACAGAAUGAUAAGAUUUCACCCAUAUUUAAUGCAGAUUUUUCAUUGUACUAUUUUUGACAAGCAAAUGAUCACUUUUUACAUUUGAAUAGGUUGCAAUAAACCAGCAGGUUUUUGAAAAUAACUGUUUUAGCCUUUUUACAUGAGGUGCCCUAGACAUAUACAGCACACUAUUUCUGAUGGCAUAGUAAUCUUUUAGAUGUGUUUUUCUCAUCCAUUAAGCAGCCAUUAUUUUUUAUUUAUGGUACAACAAUAUCAACAUGACACUUUGAACUUGAUUGAGAUUAGCAAUUAUCAGUUAUUAUCAAUCUUUUUUUUUUAAUCUGAAAAAACAAUUUUGCACCUACUGUAUAUUACUUUCUACAUUUUUUCACCAUUAUAUAGUGUGCUGAUGGUGAUGGCUUAACUCAUUCAAGCAAGUUUCUAGUCUCCAAAAGUUAAAAACUAAAAUGUACAUAAUCAAACAGAUUCAGUGUUAAUAAUGAAAUCCACCUUAAUUUAUCACCAUUAUUUUGCCUAAAUGUAUUUAUGUUAUUAUUUGGAGCCAAAUCUGGAAAAAUCAAAGGGUAUUGUAUUGGUAAUGUUUUAUAUUCACCAUUUUCAUCAGAUGAUUUAAUUAUUCAAAAAAGAAUUUGAAUGUAUUUUUUCUGUUUUUCUUAUUUUCUGGGGUAGUCGACCAGGAUUCUAUCCAUUAUAAACACAGGUCUACUUUUUCUGCAGACAUAUUAAACUAAUAAUAAAACAUUCUACAGUGGAAGUACUCUGUAUCCAACA
Messenger RNA from Acanthopagrus latus (yellowfin seabream), 4384 nucleotides. It is a transcript of the gene hyal2b, whose product is annotated as hyaluronidase 2b. The transcript has 4 exons. Lineage: Eukaryota; Metazoa; Chordata; Actinopteri; Spariformes; Sparidae. Gene Ontology annotation, molecular function: hyaluronoglucuronidase activity; hyalurononglucosaminidase activity. Gene Ontology annotation, biological process: carbohydrate metabolic process; hyaluronan catabolic process. The coding region runs from base 199 to 1629 and encodes 476 amino acids. The record is from RefSeq and is a predicted model, not a curated record.